Solea solea (common sole) is the source of this 2291-nucleotide messenger RNA. RefSeq names its product nucleolus and neural progenitor protein (gene rmp64). NCBI's taxonomy places the organism in Eukaryota, Metazoa, Chordata, Actinopteri, Pleuronectiformes, Soleidae. Gene Ontology annotation, biological process: positive regulation of Notch signaling pathway. Gene Ontology annotation, cellular component: nucleus. The record is from RefSeq and is a predicted model, not a curated record. The coding region runs from base 114 to 1568 and encodes 484 amino acids. The transcript is spliced from 9 exons.
GUUAGUAUACUGUGCCUUUAAGAAGAACUUUGACGUCGCUGUGGGCUUGAAUUUGAUUGGCUGGCUGACUUCCGCAUGUUUUUUUGUUUUUUUCCCCCUCAUGAAGAAGAAGCAUGGCGUCAAAAGAACCGUGGAACAGGGUAAACAUUCCUCUUCCAAGUGCAGUUUCCAGUGUCCGGAUACCUUUCCGCUCAACAACAGAUGCAAAGACCAGAACUCUUCUGCUGGAAAACGAGAAAGUCCUUCAGUUAAUCGGCAGUGAGCUUCUUCAAACUGAAGUACGGCUUCUCUAUGAGCUGCUGCACAUCCUCUCGAACAGCUUCAGAGGAAACAAGACCUUCAGUGGUUUGAAGCAGGUUGAACAAUGUGUAAACAGACUGAAGAACAUGAAGCUGGACGUGGCUCUGGAGGAGCUGGCUGAUCUGUGUCCCAACAGGAUCCAAAGAGGAGUGAGCAUCAAGACUGGUGAGUGUGAUGUUCCCAGUCAGCCCACGCUGGAGUGGCUCUGUCUCAAAGUCCUCGGAGCUGGUCAGCUGAUGAGCUGCACGUUGGAUCGCUGCAGCAGAGCAUUCAUACUCUCAAAGCAGCAGAUGAAAAGUGGAGAGUUCCUUAUUUUGAAUCUGGUAAUAACUAGCAUGCUCAGCCGUCUUUGGGUUAUUUUCCGUGGUGUCCUGGUCAGCCUGUCCACUCUGUACCAGGAGCUCCUGGACUUCCGCAGAGAAGUAGCCCAGGCUCAGCCCAUGCCCUUCCUCACAGACUUUUCCCUGCCAGCAGACUUUGCUCAGCUCCUUGGUCCCUCCACUGCAUGUUCACUGUUAAAAAAGCUAAAGCCUAUUUCCUGUGCCAAAGACCACAAGGAAACACAGCAGCAGAGGAAGACGUUUGCUAAAGUCAAGACACAGGGACGGAUUAGGAAGGUUAAAGAAGACCUGGGUGUUGCUCUUGUAAGAGAUAUUUUUCAAGACACAGCUAUGGAGCCAUUUCUUGCAGUUAACAAGAACUUUCCAAAGGGCAACUCCCACCCACAGGAAACUCACAGAGCUAAUGAGAAACCAAGAUUCAAGAAGCAAGUGAGAGAAGCUACGUCCUUCUCUGACAUGGCGACUCGGCUGGAAGACAUGAUCACGUGGUGCAAAUCCCGGAGGAUGAAGAAGGAAAAACGCCUUUUAACCUUCCUGCAAUUAAAGUGCAAGAAGAUGAUAUGUCUAGAGGCUGCAGGUUACAACGUCGAGAGGAAGUUAAAGAGCUUCAGACAGGAAGCUUCCUGGGCUUCAUCUCCUCAAGGUCCUGCCCCGAGAACCUGCCGCUUUUCUUCCGUGCUGAGGAGAAACACUCGCCGGAGGAAGCGAAUUCAGCCACUCAGGAGCCGAUUACGUUUUUCAACAGUUGGGACUGGUAAAAAAAGAAAGACAGGGCUGAAGAAGAGACAGAAGAGAAGUAAGAUAUCAACUUCUGGACUCUCAGAGGACACUCUAAAACCCUGGACGACGCCAAAGGUGACAAGUCAGACCACCCCCUUGGGCAACAAUGAUGCCAUAGAUGAUAUUUUUGCCUCCAUUGGCUUUUGACACUUUUGGAUUGAGUGAAUGGAGACGGGUUACUGUGUUCACCUGAGCAUAGUAUAACAAGGUAUGAGAAUUUUCAUAACUCCUAUGAAUUGGGGGGAAAAAAAUUCCAAUAUGCAACAAGUUUUAUAUACAUAUAAUAUGCCGUUUAAAGUUGUGUUUGACAUUUCACGAAAAAUGCUCAUCCUCCCAAACACUGUCGUCGACCUGAGCAGUGAUUUCAACAAUGAAUUAAAAUAAAGGUGGAACAGCAUGAUGGGAGCAUUUGUGGUUUAAAAAUCUAAUUUAUGUUGCUCCUUUUUACACUGAAGCCGUAUAUUCAUGGUAUUGGACACUAAAUGAGGCUUUAGGCCCUUUCACACACACACACAUACUCGCUCGCUCGCUCACACACGAUGAAAUACGAUUAUUAGAGGUGUUAAAUGCUCUUGUUGUUCUGCCCUUUUUAAGACGGACUUGUAAUAGCAGACUAUUACUUCUGCAUGAGGAAAUAAAAUCAGGUUAAUGAGCCAUGUUCAAGUAGUGGAUGACACUCGUAAAUUCAGAUCCCAUCUCUAGGAGGAUUCUCUGUGAUAUAAUGUGACACCAGCUGAGGAAGCACCUCGCCAAGGCUCUAGUAGUAUUUGUGGCUCCACCUGGUGGAAAUGAUAGUAAAUGACUGUCGGUGAUUGUUCCCAGACAGUUUUUUUACACUUGGUCAAAUGAAUAAUAAACUUAAAAUCAUGA